This is a messenger RNA of Ixodes scapularis (black-legged tick), 5105 nucleotides long. Its product is annotated as transcription initiation factor TFIID subunit 4. Gene Ontology annotation, molecular function: RNA polymerase II general transcription initiation factor activity; protein heterodimerization activity; DNA binding. The record is from RefSeq and is a predicted model, not a curated record. Lineage: Eukaryota; Metazoa; Arthropoda; Arachnida; Ixodida; Ixodidae. The coding region runs from base 22 to 3153 and encodes 1043 amino acids. Gene Ontology annotation, cellular component: transcription factor TFIID complex. Gene Ontology annotation, biological process: DNA-templated transcription; transcription initiation at RNA polymerase II promoter. The transcript is spliced from 20 exons.
UUCCCGUCGGCGGGGACACGCAUGCGUACUUUAUUUUUCAGUUGUAACUCGAAAAUGGCGUCAGCCAAGUCUCUCGAGGAAAUGCUAACUACAGAUGUGGACGAGUCAGUAGUAAGCGAACUGGUAGGCUCUUUGGAGUCGCAGCUUUCAUCAUCGGGGAUUCACACUCCAAACCAAGAGCUCAAUGUAAGCUCGGCGUCUACUAAUCACGUCAACAGUGUACCAGUUUCAGAUGGUCUCCAGCGCCUGCAACACGACGGACAAAAACACGCUGUGGCCGCAGCGCUGGCAAAUUCAUGCCCGAGCAUCGUGGUGUCCAAUUUGGGCAAGACUAUCGCCACCACUUCGCACAUCGUCGGAGUGAGCAGUUGCGCAUCGUCGGCAGCUAGUUCGACGAACACAGUGAUGGUCACCCUGCCUGGCGCUCUCCCAGCCAGCGGCUACAUCAAUCAAGUAACUGGCACGGCACAGCAGGCCCUGCUCAACACAUCGCUCGUGAGGCCCAUCAACAACUCGGACAUCAAGAUCGUGUACUCGCCGCAGGGACACUUCAACGCGGCCAACCUGGCGGCCGUCAACAACGCUGUUCUUCAGCAGCGGGGCAACGUCAAGAUCCAGGGGGUCCCCAACGGAAGCACGACCAUCCGCUCCGCCCCGCAUACUCCGGCCACGACUCCGGGCCUCAGUGCCAUCCACAACCUGGCCAACGUGGCUGCGCAGCAGGCACCUUUGAUAAUCAGCCAGCCAGCCAAGCCGCGGCUCGUGCUCGAUCCCAAGGACCCCAAGGGGGGCUUCAAGCCGCAGAUCUUGAUCAAGCAGGAGUCCCCCCAGCCGACCACGGUGGCAGCGCAGGAGUUCCUGCGCUGCUCGUCGCCGGGCGUCAUCCAAACGUCCAAACCCGGCUCGCAGCCCGUCAACGUGGUCACCCAGGUGAUGUCGAGCCCGAGCAUCCUGCCUCCCGGGGUGCAAAUCGUCAACGUGAAUCCGGCUAGGCCGGGGAGCGCCGGCCUCGCCGGGCAGAAGACCUUGGCCCCCCGUGUGAUCAUCGGCAGUCCCAUGCGGCUCGCGCCCCAGAUGCUGGCCACCAGGCCCGGGGCGCCCUCCGUGCAGAGGUACCGCUACCAUAGGCCUCCCGAACCCGACAACACGAUCACCCUGCAACCUGGCAUGAUGAGGGGCACUCUGUUGGUGAAAACAGAGAACGGCCAGCUUCAGGUGGUCAACGUAGCACCAAGCCUGCCACCCAAUUCCUCUGCCACAAGUAUCUCGGGUGCCCCAACCUACCGGUUGCAGUCUGUACAGAAUUGCAGACACCAAACCCCUCUUGCGCGUCGUACCCAUAUUCACGAGCACAUGAAGCAGCAGAACCUCGGAGCCCAACCUGUUCAGCAGCUUCAGGGAAGGAAGCGAGCGGCUUCUUUCUUGCCCCAGGGCAACACCAGCACCACCCAGAUGGUGGGCACAGUUCUGCAGCAGGGCCAGCCAGGGAUCAACAUUGUGCCCACGGUUGCCAGCAGCACCCCAAUUCAGACCAUGGGCCAGCCAAUGGCACCGCAGACUGUCACUGUCAAAGUGGCAACUACAACCAGCACAUCAGUAACGCAGCCCCUGUCCAUUCAGACCACAGUAGCCAACAGCCAGUCUGCUGCUACUACUCCAUCUCAGAUGUCGCCAAACACUGCCAAGAAAAAAUGCAAGAACUUCUUGUCCACGUUGAUACGACUGGCCAGCGACCAGCCCGAACAAGUGGCAUCGAACGUCAAGGGCCUCAUUCAAGGGCUCAUUGAUGGAACAAUUCAGCCUGAAGACUUCACGAACCAGCUUCAGAAAGAGCUUAACUCUUCACCACAGCCAUGCCUUGUACCUUUUCUAAAAAAAAGCCUUCCAUACUUGCGGCACUCCCUGAUGACCAAGGAGCUGACUAUUGAAGGGGUGCGGCCGCCUCCACAGGGUGCAGUCACGCUCCCGUCGACGCCUGCCAUCAUCCCAAACAUUCAGCAAGUGGCGGGGGUGACCCGUCCAGCCAUGCCCCAUGCAGCCACCCAGGUGCGGGUGAUGACUCCUGUGACGGGAGGCUUGGCGGCUCAGCUCGCAGGGCCUGUGGGACUCCAGGGUGUGUUGGCGCAGCAUCAGAGACUCGUCACGCCACGACCCACGACAACGGUGGUGGGGCCAGGGACCAAGAGCCUGCUGGUUGCCAAGACGACCAACCUGACAACGGCGCUGUCUCCAGCCACGAUGGGGACCAUUCAGACCAAGGCAGCCACUCCGAUCGUGGCCAGGACCCCCGUGACGGCGCUGAAGGAAAAACGCACUUACUCCUCGCUCAGGGAUGACGACGACAUCAACGACGUCGCUGCCAUGGGUGGAGUGAACUUAGUGGAAGAAAGUCAGAGAAUCCUUGCAUCGAACGCUGAGAUUGUGGGCACUCAGAUACGGUCGUGCAAGGAUGAAAACUUUCUCUUCACAAACCCCCUGCAGAGGAGGAUCACAAGUGUAGCCGUCAAGUAUGGCAUCGAAGAGAUCCCGUCCGAUGUGGUUGCCCUCAUCUCCCACGCCACGCAAGAGCGGUUAAAAUCGCUGGUUCAGAAGCUGGGAAUCGUUGCUGAGCACCGGCUGGAAAACAUCAAGUCAAUCGGCAGAGAGGAGGUCGGUAGCAAUCACAUCCAUCAAAAUGUACAGAGAAGAAGCAGACACAAGAGUGACUCUCGGUACGAAGUGACCCAAGACGUCAAAGCACAGCUCAAGUUUCUGGAGGAAUUGGAUAGGUUAGAGAAGAAAAGGCACGAAGAGCAAGAGCGUGAAAUCCUUCUUCGAGCUGCAAAGAGCCGCUCAAAAAUGGAGGACCCAGAGCAGCUGAAACUAAAACAGAAGGCAAAAGAGAUGCAAAAAGCAGAAAUGGAGGAGAUGAGGCAAAGAGAAGCGAACAUGACUGCCCUUCUGGCCAUCGGCCCCCGGAAAAAGUUGAAGACGGACAACAGUGCAGGCGCUGGGACUGGUGUUGGAACAGGAACUGGCCUCAGCAACUCCUUCUCUAAACUUCCGAUGCGGCCACGGGUGAAGCGCGUCAACCUGAAAGACAUUCUGUUUCUCAUGGAACAGGAACGCGAUAGCAUCCAUAGCACACUCCUCUACAAGUCCUAUCUCAAGUAGAGGGUGGCACGUGUGCAUUUGCACAUUUAUUACAUACACACAAAGUGGCUUUUCCCAAAAACCCCCAACUCUCGGUGAAGCGUUUGCACACUCUUUGAAAAAAAAAAGAAGAAAAAAAAAAAGGGAAAAAUAUCUGUCUUCACUGCCCGUCCUCGGUUGUGUCAGGGGUCUCCUGGCACAUCCUUUUUUUCUGUAAUUAUUGUUUAUUUGAUCAUGGCUAGUCAGCCAUAUAACUCUGAAGUAUUAAUGCUCCUAAUUAGUGGUUUUCUAAAAUUGUUUAGAGUAUGGUACAAUAGGAAAUUCUGGUUUGUAAGAUGUCUUGUACAGUCUGUAAAUAUUUAAUUUCUAACAGUACAUGUAUAUUGACAAUUUUAAUAGAUGUUUCACUUGCUGAGCUGGAGUGGCACAAAACUGCCGGGGGUUGUGACAUCGAUAUCAAUGCAUGGGCCUAAUUUGAGUUCAAAGACAGUGAAAUAUGAGUUUGACACAAUUAAUUGUAUUGUUAUGAUUCCUUGAACACCUUCCUAUCAUUUGAGGUUGCCUGUAAUCUGUGGUUUCAUGGAAGUGUUGUUUCACAGUGCACACCUAAGAUAGUACCAACAUUAUGUCAGACACUUCAAGAAAUUUUGUGUCUCGGCAGUGGUGGGGGGCCGCAAAGAAAUGGUGUGAUGUCCAGUGUCGGAUAGUUUUGCACUCCACUCGCUCGAACUAUGUUCCCUUAAAUGAGUUAGCAAAGACAAAUUUAUGUACAGUGUUCACGAGGCCUAGGACAAAGCAGAAGGAUGUGUACAUCUCUUUGGUUUGUCCUCUGCUUCAAGUGUACUGUCAGUCAAAAUUGGCAUUAGCUAAGAUUGGUGAUAAUUAGCUCCUAAAGGCUGUUUGGAUGCUGGUGUCUUUUUUUUUACCCCUGAAGAAAAAGGUGUACCUGGGGGUUCUGUAAAUUUUGUUGACAUGGAGAGCAUAGUGACUAACUGUUGCAACUUGAGGAAGAGCAGGCAUAUGAGGAUGCAGGGAGCGCGUCUGCCUCUUUCCUCGCAUGUUUGUUCUUGCUCAAGAGGAAAUUUUUUUUUUUUUUUUAGAUCUUGUACUAGUGCAAGUUUCUCUCUACUUAGGUACUACAUGUGCUUUUUUUUUGUUUCAUUUGUUUGAAGCUUUGUAUAUAUGUCAAUAUUUGAAUGUACUCUUGUUUUCUUUUAUGCAUUGUCAGAUAUUUUUUCUUCUGCAAUUUUUUUAUGCUGUCAUUGAUUCUGUGAUAAGACGUGUAAAUAAUGCAAGAGUGUGCAAAAAAGAAGGAUGAACUAAGGUUCCGUGAAAUUGUUUUCCACAGUGCUGUUGUAAACUGGUGCGGCCUGUGAGGGAUGUGCAGACUGGUUAGUUGGGUGGUUGGUUGGUUGUACUAUCUCAUUUUCCGUGUAUUCUGUUUGAAACACAAUUUGCCACUUCAUUAUGCAUUGGGUGCUGUCCACAGGCAUUUUCAUCAGCGCAGUGUCUGUCGUAGGUAAUAUUGAUUGUGUCAAGCUUUCUCCCAUCAUGUAACUGGUGAAAUGGACACUGCUUGUAAAUAUCAUUUUUGUGCUCUGUCUACACGUAUCUACACUGUACAUGUAAGUAUGCCACAAGCAUAACAAAAACUUGAUUUUAGUUCACUGGUGAAAUCAUGUUUACCUUUGAUACCAGAUAGUUACCUUAUAUUUGAUAGUUGCCUGUAAAUUACGGAGAAAUAACCUUAUGUAUGCACAUGUUUCAGGAUAUAUUUAAUAAGAUUUUAUUGUUGGAUGGGACAAUGUCGUCCAAAGAAAUUUGUAAUUACUGUGUUUUCAAAGUGUACUGUAGCUGCAAUGGAACCUUUUUAUGCUAAAGUCGUUUCAGCAUCAGAAGACCAUGGAACCCUGAACUUUCUGAAUGGUUUUUAAAAUCAUUAAAAGAGCAAGAGAAGUCCUUGCUGUUCUCAA